UGAGUGGAGCGAGUGAGUCGUGAGUCAUUUUUUGCCGAAUCAAUCAGUCGGGUCGCAUGUCCUGUGAUUUCGUCGGCCUCUUGCACACCAAUUACGGCCGCCGAACCGAAUUCUAGGGGCGUUCGGGUCGAGCAUGCUGAGUGGGCCAGCCCGCCAAGUUUGAAGAGUCGAGCGAAACAGCAAACAAACAUGUCUGGUCGCAAAGGGAAGUUAAAAUUUGUCCUCACUCAGGAGCCGCUGCCCGUUGUAACGCCACCACGGAAUCUGGACCAAAAGACAAACAUGAUCCUCGGUGGACAGGAGUACACAGUGGACGCUGCAGACCUUGAGCGCAUUUGCGAACUGGGCCGAGGAGCGUACGGCACGGUCGAGAAGCGCAGACACACUCAAUCGGGCACUGUGUUAGCCGUCAAAUUGAUCACAGCGACAGUGAACUCGCUGGAGCAGAAGCGGCUGAUCAUGGACCUGGAUGUGUCGAUGCGGGCCUCGGACUGUCCGUACACAGUGCAGUUUUUCGGCGCCCUCUUCCGCGAAGGUGACGUCUGGAUCUGCAUGGAGGUCAUGGACACCAGUCUGGACAAGUUCUACGCCAAAGUGUACAAAAACGGCUACAGCAUCCCAGAGGACAUCCUCGGCAAGAUUGCCGUUGCUGUGUUGCAAGCAUUGCACUACCUGCACUCGCAACUCAAAGUCAUCCACAGGGAUGUGAAGCCGUCCAACAUUCUCAUCAACCGCAGGGGCGACGUCAAAAUCUGUGAUUUUGGCAUUUCUGGCUACCUCGUAGACUCAAUCGCAAAGACUGUUGACGCUGGGUGUAAACCAUACAUGGCGCCAGAGAGGAUUGACCCAAGCGGUAAUCCGUCGCAGUAUGACAUCCGGUCAGACGUGUGGAGCCUUGGCAUCUCCAUGGUCGAGUUGUCCACGGGCAACUUCCCGUACAACUCGUGGGGCACGCCGUUCGACCAGCUCAAACAGGUUGUGCAGGACCCCGCGCCCAGACUGCCCCCCAACAGAUUCAGUCCAGAGUUUGAGGACUUCAUUACACAGUGCCUGCAGAAACAAUACUCACAGCGACCGAACUACGAACAGCUGCUGCAGCAUCUGUUCAUCACAAUGCACCAAAACAAAGACACGGACGUGGCCACCUUUGUGUCACAAGUCCUCAACCUGCCUGAUUAACUAACCCAGUAUUCUGCUACGGCCAAAAGUGUUUUCUAAUGCUUGUUUCACACAGCACAUGGUUUUGCUAGUCGAGUAUGAAAUUAUUAUACUGACCGAUGAGACAGCCAUUCUUAUUGGUGUUCGAGUACAAGAAGCUGCGCAAAUUCCAGUGAAUGCCAUAUUAUGUUUAUCAUCACGGUUCUUGCCCCAAAUUGCGACGCUAGAGCCUGGAAAACGAGUGUUUGUGCUGGCACUGAAGACAGACUCGGAAAUCGUGCUUAGUUUUCUUGUAAAAAGGUAGUUGAUUAAUUUAAACAGAUUAACAGAAUGUCCCAAUCACACGCCCCAAGUAAUUAACCAACCAAACGCAUCUAAUCUUGUGACGUGAUGUGGAGGAAUUUUUAGGCAAAGACUCUAUGAUACUUAAAAUUUUGCUCACAUAUAUCACAUUAGUCGUAAGUUAACCCCAAACAGCUGUGUAGGCGCAAUUAAAAUGAAUUAUGUGUCUGGAAAUUCAAACGAAAGUGCAGAUUUUGCACUGAACCAGACAAUGUGAGAAUAUUUAAGUGCUACUUGCAAUAAAAUUGCCUUGUAAAGAUAUUUACAUGAGGAAA
This is a messenger RNA of Cloeon dipterum, 1775 nucleotides long. RefSeq names its product dual specificity mitogen-activated protein kinase kinase lic (gene lic). Gene Ontology annotation, molecular function: ATP binding; MAP kinase kinase activity. Bases 190 to 1179 code for a protein of 329 amino acids. The record is from RefSeq and is a predicted model, not a curated record. The transcript is spliced from 7 exons. NCBI's taxonomy places the organism in Eukaryota, Metazoa, Arthropoda, Insecta, Ephemeroptera, Baetidae. Gene Ontology annotation, biological process: stress-activated MAPK cascade; protein phosphorylation.